CAUCUUAUCAAAGGAAGCAAAAAAGAAAAGUUUUAGUAGAGGGAGCAGCCUUUUUGCUUUCUCCCUUUUGUCCUUAAGCCUGUUCUAAAGCAAAGGAAAGAAUCCAAGGGAAGUUUCUUACAAAGUCUUCCCUUUCAUUAAAAUCUUUUUAGUAUAAAUUUACUCAUAUAAUUAACCCACUUUCUUUCCUCAGAAAAGGUUCAAAGUCUCUGAUUUUCACUUUCUUCCUCUAAAUUAAAUUAAAGUUGUGUUUCAUAGAUAUAGAUAUUUGCUUAAAGAGAGAAAAAGAAAAAUGGGUCUAGGAGGAACUUUGGAGUAUAUUUCUGAGAUCAUGAGUAGUGAUAAGCCCAAAAAGAAGAAGAAGCAGUUUAAUACAGUGGAGCUCAAAGUCAGAAUGGAUUGUGAUGGCUGUGAACUUAAAGUCAAGAAAGCUCUUUCUUCCUUGAGUGGAGUGAAGUCUGUGGAGAUAAACAGGAAACAACAGAAGGUGACAGUAACAGGAUAUGUGGAAGCAAACAAGGUGUUAAAGAAGGCAAAGUCAACAGGGAAGAAGGCAGAGAUAUGGCCUUAUGUCCCUUACAAUUUGGUGUCUCAGCCCUAUGCUGCAGCAGCUUAUGACAAGAAAGCACCACCUGGUUAUGUCAGAAGAGUUGAUCAGAACAACUCAACUACUGGAACAGUUGCAAGAUAUGAGGACCCUGCCUAUACCAACAUUUUCAGUGAUGACAACCCUAAUGCUUGCUCUAUCAUGUAAUAUUCUGCAAAUAACUGCGCCUUAAUUCCAAAUUAGUUGUAGUCAGCUAUUAUUAUGGGAGUAAUAUUCAAAAAAUUUAGAGCACUGCAAGUUUGUGUGCAGGGUUUGGGAUUGGGUCGAAAGGUUAACUGCUGUGGUUGUAAGUUUUGCAUGGGUGUUAAUGAGCGGAGUAUGUAUCAGAAAUAACUUUGUACUUUCACAAAAUUGGGGUAUAGUUUGCGUACACUAUCGUUUAUAUACCUACUUGUAGGAUGUCACUAAAUUUUUUUGA
Nicotiana tabacum (common tobacco) is the source of this 1025-nucleotide messenger RNA. Its product is annotated as heavy metal-associated isoprenylated plant protein 23-like. NCBI's taxonomy places the organism in Eukaryota, Viridiplantae, Streptophyta, Magnoliopsida, Solanales, Solanaceae. The record is from RefSeq and is a predicted model, not a curated record. Gene Ontology annotation, molecular function: metal ion binding.